GGGGAAAAUUCUUUAUCUCACUAAAAACUAGUACACUCUUGAGACAUAGUAAGAAAUAUAAUUCGGACUGAGGAGAUUUACCCUGUCUAGGUCAUACUUUGUGUUCUUGUUGUGUGUUUUAUAUUACGGGUCAAAUGUCCAGGUCAAAGCCCGGUCAACCCCACCCAGCUAUAUUUACACCAUCAUUUUUGGCGCCGACCGUGGGACCCGAAGUUGUAAAAGUUUUUUCGACCAGGUCAAAACUUUACCCCCACUAAAUAUCCGCAAUCAUGUCUUCAAGCAACCACAACAUUGUGUCAAGCCAGGCUGCGAGUGAAAGCACUCCUGCUAUCCCAUUGAUGAUGUCGAGCAUGGGGACGACCUUUGCCCCGAUCACCACGGCUCUACAGGGCUAUCAACAGGUGAUGGCCAUGAUGCAACAGACAGGGGGCAUCAUGCAAUUUGCCUUCCCUGGCAUAAUGCCGCCAACCAUGACUCCCAUGCAACCCCCGAUGUUGACCCCAUCAACAUUCAUUCCAAGGAUGGUCCCUGUGCGCCCGGUGAAUUUGACAGGGAUCAUGAAUGAGGCAGCGCCCUCAAAUGUUCAUGAAAUCGAUGAGGCGGAGCAAGAGGCAGCCCGUAGAAGGAAGGGUAAGGCUAUAGCCAAAUCCAGCAAGACCCGAGAUUCGGCGUUCAAACGCCUAGGGGACAAAGAUGAUGGACCCCGCAAGUCUGCCAAGCUACGUCUUGGUCCUGAGAUGGGCCGGACUAGCGCAAUGGAAAGACUUGGCGGGAGUCGUCCCGCCCAAUCUCAUUGUUCUAGGGAAUCUGAGAUGAUUCACCUAGACGAGGAGGAAGCUGAAAGCCAGCCCAAGGCAUCAGCGUAUACCAGGCUCUCAUACAAUGAGGAUGACCUGGAAGAGAUAGGGAGCGUAGAAAGAAAGUUACGUGCUCUGGAGGAAAAAGUGGAAGAGAAGGCGGGAGCAAAGAAGUAUACCUUGGCCAGAUCUCCCUUUUCAGCCAGGGUACAUGCACAAAAACUGAGGCGGAAGAUCAAGCUGGACGUGGAGAAGUUCACUGGAAAAGAGGAUCCAAAUGUCCACCUUGAUACCUUCCACAACGCAGCACAGAUGGCCGGGUGCACUGAUGCUGAGGAGUGCUUUCUCUUCUUCUCAUCCUUGAGAGGGAGGCCAGUGGAAUGGUUUAACGGCCUUCCCCAUGGCAGGAUUGGGUCCUUUGAGAAACUUGCCGAAGUUUUCUGCAAGAAGAGGCCACCCUCCUCUUAUCAGGAAGCCUACAAUACGGCAUGGGAGUAUGCCGAGGCGGAAGUGCUGAAUAAGAGAAAGCGAGAAUUGGAGGAGGGAUAUACAAAGGUGAAAUCCGACAAACCGAAGAAGGAUGACCAGACGGAAGGGUCCAAGCCAAAAGCCACGUAUGACGGAUUUGUCCAUCAAAUAAGGGAUGAUAAGAAGGGAGAGCAACCCAAGAGGCCAUGGACGGAAAAGUGGUGUACCUACCACCAAUCUGACUCCCACAUUACGACGGAUUGUCGAAAUGUUAAGGUUGUGCUCAAGGAGAUGGCCUUGAAGGGAGAGCUUGAGGAAGGUUACGCGACGGGGAAUAAGAAGGACCCGAAAGCGAACACCUGGACCCGUCCUCAGGGAAAAGACCAGGGAAGGAGAAAAUCCGGGAAGGAUAACAACAAUCCGGAUAAAGAAUUCAUUGAGAUGAUUGUCGGUGGCCCAGAAGCCGGGGACACUGCCUCCCAGCGGAAGAACUGGGCCAGGAGCUUGCACGUAGCGGUGGUUUCCUUGGAAUCACAAGGAAAGCAAGCAAGGAGGGAACCUAUCACUUUCACUGAUAGGGAUCUGCCCAGAACGGGGGGAGAUCAUAAUGACCCUUUGGUCAUUACAAUGGACAUCAAUGGGGCUGAUGUGGCCAGGGUCCUGGUUGACACCGGAAGCAGUGUCAAUGUUUUAUACUUGGAUGCCUUCAAGAAAUUGAAGCUUGACAGGUCCAUGUUAAGGCCGCUACAAACUCCAUUAUCAGGCUUCACCGGAGCUAGCAUAGAAGCAGAAGGUCAGAUAACCUUAUCGGUUACCUUGGGGUCAGGUAACAGGACAGUGACCAAACAAAUGAGAUUUGUUGUGGUCGACAUCAAAUGUGUGCAUAAUGCCAUUCUGGGUAGGCCUGGAAUCAACCAGGUUAGGGCCAUUAUUUUCAUGGCACACUUAUGCAUGAAGUUUUACACUCCCAAUGGAAUCGGGGAGGAAAGGGGUGAUCAAAAGAAUGCUUGGUCCUGCUACUUGGAAGCAGUCAAGAAAAUGAUCCGCCAAUUCGAACAAAUUGAAUUGGUCUCCCAGCAGGUAGACAAGGGUGAGGAGAAGGCUAGGAUCGAGCCGGAUGCAAACACGGAGGAGAUCCAGAUUUAUGCCUCCAAUCCUGAAAGGAAGGGGUCUAGGCCUGUAAGACAGAAGAAGAGAUUCUUGGCAAGUGAAAGGAGGGAGUUUGUGAAGAAGGAGGUCAAGGAUCUACGUGAGGCCCACCCCAUCAUCGUGUUGACCGACCUGCCAUUGGGCACGGUCAUGAGGGACUCCACCUCAUCAGGAAGAAUGAUCAAAUGGGCCAUAAUGUUGACCCAAUUCAACAUCGAAUAUCGCCCGAGUACGGCGAUAAAGGGCCAAGCUGUGGCUGAUUUUCUUGUGGAGAUGACGGGUCACCAAGAUGAAGAACCAGCCAGGGCUAUCACAGAGCCUUGGUGGUCCAUGUCAGUAGAUGGAGCCUCUGGACCGAAAGGUUACGGGGGAGGUGUAGUAUUCACAACUCCGGAAGGGUUCAAGGUGUAUCAUGCCUUGAUCUUUAAUUUCAAGCUUACAAACAAUGAAGCUGAAUAUGAGGCGUUGAUAGGGGGUCUGAGAUUGGCAAAAACCCUGCAAAUCACAUGCAUCAGGAUCAAGUCCGAUUCAAGCUUGGUGGUAGGCCACAUCAAUGGCAACAUGGAGGCCAAAGGAGAGAAGAUGCAGAAGUACAGAGACUUGGUAAGGGCACUAUUGAAGGGCCUGACUGAGUAUGUGGUGGAGCAAAUCCCUAGGGGCGAGAACACCGGCGCUGACUUGCUAUCAAAAUUGACGCAAGCAGCCCCAGAACAUGUGUCGAAGUUGGCCAGGAUUGAGACGUUGGAAAAGGCUAGUAUUGAAGGGCUUUUUGUUAGCCUGAUAGAGGAGGAUGGACAACCCAAUCCAGGCCUGGUGGAGCCAGAUGAUAUUUGGAUGGAUGACUUGGUCAAGUAUUACAUGACCGAGCAAUUCCCUGAGAAUGAGGACAAGGUAAGAAAAGUAAAGUUGAGAGCUCCCAGAUUCCAAAUGCUUGAUGGAAGGUUAUACAAAAGAGCAUUUGGUGGUCCAUUGUUGAGGUGCUUAACAAGGGAAGAGGCGGAAAGAGUGAUCGCCGAGGUUCACAAGGGUGUCUGUGCAGCCCACCAAAUGUCCAGGACACUCGCACAAAGGAUUAUCCUGCUAGGUUACUUCUGGCCUACAAUGAACCAAGAUUGUGAGAAGUAUGUGCAAAGGUGCAAAACUUGUCAGGUGUUCUACAAAUUUCCAGGAAGGCCUGCGACAUACUACCAUCCAAUUUCCAAUGUUAUUCCAUUCGCAAGAGAAGAGUAUGUGCCCGAUCACUACAUCGAGACCAAAUAUGAGGAAUUCUCCAAAUUCACCCAGGGGAAGCUGACUCUCCCCGAGUACCGUCAGCAGUUUGAUGGGUUGUCUGAGUUUGGUAAAGACUUAGUCAACACCAUGGAGAAACGCUGCAAGAAGUUCAUCAAGGAUAUAAGACCUGACCUCUCAUCAUCACUCAUAAUAGUUCCCCGAGCCGACAUCAAUGAUGUUUACAAGAAGGCUCUUAAACUGAACGAGGAGCUCAUCAAGAAGGCUGCGUACGAUCAAGCUUUGCUGGAAGAAAGUCGGGCCGUCCAAUCAGGCCCGAAGAUUGGGCAUGUUAAUAAGAGGACCUUGUCCGCACCGAGCAACUCUCGUCAUGAUAAGCGAGUGAAAUCUACUCCCUCUGUGUCUGUGACCGUCACUAGUAAGAGUGGGAAGGAGAAAGCGACAUACCGUAAACCUGGAUGCUCACACUGUGGCCGCAGGCAUGCUGGUGAGUGUUGGCUCACACAGGGUCUUUGCCUCGGGUGUGGUCAGGCAGGUCACUUUCGGAAGGAUUGCCCGACGAACCCAGGCAAGGUUUUCUCCACAGCACCAGGCACACUGGGUGUUUCAACUGUCCGACGGGCCGAGCCUACCCAGAGUCAUCGUUCCACGGCUACUUCUAACCAGCCGAAAAGACCAGCAUCCAGUCAACAGCAAGAACGAGCACUAGCUCGAAAGGUAUUCUUAGCCGAUCUCAUUGAACUCCCUCACAAGGAGUUUGACGUUAUACUUGGCAUGGACUGGUUGACAAAACACCAGGCUAUUGUCGAGUGCAAGGAACGAGUGGUGAGACUUCGUACUGAUGAUGGUAACGAAGUGAUCAUUCAGGGAGGACUUCUGCCGAAAGCCCCGAAAUUCAUCUCUUAUAUGCAAGCAAAACGGCUCAUUCACAGGAAAUGUAAAGCAUUCUUGUGCACUGUUAAGGAUAUACAGAAGGAAACACCUAACCAUAAGGACAUAUCUGUGGUUUGUGACUUUUUCCUGAUGUAUUUCCUGAAGAACUUCCUUGUCUACCUCCUCCAAGAGAAUCAGCCGUCAAGUUCAAAAAUGGAGAACUACGAUGAGGAAUUUGCCAUGAUGGUCAAGCAAUUCCGGAAGUUCAAAAAGUUCUUCAAGAAAGCUGACUCAGUCAGAAGGCCAUCCAAGGGAAAGCCACAGGUAAGUGACUCUCCUCCUGAAUCUUAUUUGUGUUACAAUUGCAGGAAGCCUGGCCACUGGAAGUCAGCGUGCCCGUACCCAAAAGUGGAGAAGUACGGAGAAAGAGAAAGGAUCGAGAAGAAAAAGAAGGCAAUGGUUGCUGCUGAAAGUGACGAGUCAUCCAGCUCAAGCUCGGAUGAAGAAGCUCUCAUCUGCAUGGAGCGCAGAGUUGAAAAGUCCAACCAUGAGGAUAGGUGGACUAUGUCAGAAGAUGACAUUCUCUGCCUAAUGGCCAAAGAUGAUGCUGAUCAAGAGGUAACCUCACAAACCUCUUGCUCAUCUUCUUAUGAAAGCAUACCAAUUUCUGAAAAUCUUUUUGACCAGUUCAAAAAGAUGAUGAAAGACUUUGAGGAGAUAAAUCUCAAACAUUCUUCCCUAACAGAGGAGAACAAACUAUUGAGUGAAGAGAAUCUCAAGUUGACUGAAGGUCGGAAAAGUCAACUGAAUGAGAUCACUCAACUCAAGACUGAAAAUGAAUCUCUCUCUGAAAAGGUGAAAUCCCUUAACAAAGAGCUAGGGAUACUCAAGUCCAAAGAAGCAGUGGAUAAGCUUCUUGAAGCGACCAAACAUAAGGGUCGUGAAGGACUUGGGUUUGACCCCUCUAGCUCUAAAAGGAAAGGGAAGACAACUUUCAUCCCUCCUAAACCUACUGCUAAACCAAAUACGCAGAAAGGGAAGGAAAAGGAAAAACCAACAGAAGUUCCCAAAAAGGUAGUCCCUCCUAAGAACUAUAGGAAGCUGGACAGACCUCAAAAAGGAAAUAAUUUCAGAAGAAAACCUUCUGACCCCCAUUAUACACGAGGCUAUACCCAUUAUGGGGUAGACAGGAGUUUUCCAAGAAAUUCUGAGUGGAGAACUAUGCCAAGAUAUAGUCAUCCUUCACCCCAGAAGCUAUUUGUGCCACCUAAGUAUGCUUAUAACCGACACAGGAGACACUAUGCACAACCUAGACAAAAUUAUAGGUCUUAUCAACCUAGGUUUGCUAGGAGGAAACAGGAAAUAACACCUCCUGCACGUAGGAAAUUUUAUGCCUACAACUAUGACUACAAUCCCAACAAGUUUAGAGCUGCAAGGAAGAUUCCCUGCAACUUCAAACUUGAUGUAGGGACACAUACCAUUAACUACUCCGGACCCAAACUUAAUUGGGUACCAAAAUCUUCCUCCUCCUAAUGCAGGAAGCCACUAAGUACCCAGGUGUCUGGUACUUAGACAGUGGCUGUUCAAGACACAUGACGGGUGAUGCGAGCCUUUUGAGCAAUCUA
Messenger RNA from Cuscuta campestris, 6142 nucleotides. The record is from the annotation of a GenBank genome assembly. NCBI's taxonomy places the organism in Eukaryota, Viridiplantae, Streptophyta, Magnoliopsida, Solanales, Convolvulaceae.